Micromonas commoda is the source of this 930-nucleotide messenger RNA. RefSeq lists its product with no specific name. The record is from RefSeq and is a predicted model, not a curated record. Bases 1 to 498 code for a protein of 165 amino acids. NCBI's taxonomy places the organism in Eukaryota, Viridiplantae, Chlorophyta, Mamiellophyceae, Mamiellales, Mamiellaceae. The transcript has 2 exons.
AUGUCAGACUUCCGCUGUCGCCUAUUAUCGCGGGGGGUUUCCAUUGAGAAGUUUAUUCUUUCGAAUGUAACUCGAUCGCGACAUCAACACCGCAGAGAGUCAUAUCCUCUCAAGUCCCUUUGUCCACUGCUCCCGUGUGGACGAGCUCCACGCCGCACACUGACUCAAAUUUGCUCAAAGGGUUCCGACAAAGGUCACGCGGAAGAACCCGCGAACGACUGGCUCGACACCAUCGAAGCAGUCGAUAGAUGUGUUUGGCAUCAUUCAAAUGAUGGUGAAAAGCACGCGUCGUCGAAGUUCAGGGAAGCAGAGCAUUCAUUUUAUGCUGCUUUCCAUAUUGAAAAACAUGUUUCUAUCACGAAGCAGAUCGCGCGGUGGCGACGAGACUUCGCGACAUUGCGCGGCCGAGAGCCAACGUAUGAUGAUGAGCCUGAGAAGAUACGAAGAUUGGAGCGUGCUCUAGUAAAUUUAGGACAACGGAUAGCUGAACUGAAGUAAAAUAAAGUUAAUAUCAUCCGCGCAAGGUGCCUCCAUAGCUAGUGACUGACUGAACAGGAAUGUUUGGUUCGCGGGAGGCUGGUUUGGGACGAGUCUCGAGUUUUCAUCGAUGAGCUUCGGUGAAAGAAGGACUAAGAGGGCUACUCACCCAUAGUUUGAAGAUUUUUCAUCCAUACACCGGUCAACUUCGACGUCUACCACCGCGUCUUCAGAACACGCCUUAGCGUAGAUUCUUCGUUCACAAGUGGCGUGCGUGUGAGGACAACGACUACGUGCACGCCAAGCGCAACGAUAAAGACGUCCCGCAGAGCAGUCGUCGUUUUAGGAACGGGAAGGCGUCGCACAGUUUUGUUAGUCAGCAAUAAAGUGACAAACGACGACCGUACGGUUCUUUAGUUUAUGACUUUUGCAAAUAAUCGAGCUCUCGACCAA